This is a messenger RNA of Mizuhopecten yessoensis (Yesso scallop), 2711 nucleotides long. RefSeq names its product retina and anterior neural fold homeobox protein 2-like. NCBI's taxonomy places the organism in Eukaryota, Metazoa, Mollusca, Bivalvia, Pectinida, Pectinidae. The transcript has 4 exons. The record is from RefSeq and is a predicted model, not a curated record. Gene Ontology annotation, biological process: regulation of transcription by RNA polymerase II. Gene Ontology annotation, molecular function: RNA polymerase II transcription regulatory region sequence-specific DNA binding; DNA-binding transcription factor activity, RNA polymerase II-specific. Bases 382 to 1182 code for a protein of 266 amino acids.
UCCACGACUCAAUCGUACAGAUCUUCUCGACCAGAAGGACGCUUUUCAUUAUUUUUGAAAUCGGAGUUGGAACUUUUAAAUAGGCGGAAAAACAGCGAACUCUUUUUAAAUGGGAUGUUACAGAAAAUGAAGCCAUGUCGUUUAUACUGUGAACGUUAAUAUCAAACGUCUUGUAUUUGAAAGAUUGUUUAAAAGACUUUUUUUAAAAGAAUUUCAAUUUCUUGUCACUUUUUUUUAGAGAUGUGAAAAAUAGAUGACCAAACGUUAUUCCGCUAAUUACAAAACGUUUCUUGGAUGUGUGAUUAAAAUUAAAUAUAACUGUAACAUAAUUUAUACCGGACUAUAUCUUUUGUAAAUUCGUGUUUUUAAAAUUAAUUGAAAAUGAGUGAAAAGGACUACAGCGACGCUGAAGAUUUAACAUACAAACCGGAUCCAGAGGCCAUUAGGAUGUUGGGACAAGUUCCCAAGAAAACAGAUUCUGACGAUGAAGAAAUAGAUGUAGUGGACGACAACGACAACGAAUCAUCAGAUAGAGGAUAUGAUAAUGAAGUUGAUUGUGACGGCGACGCAGAUGACGAUCUAUCCGCCUCCUUGAAGAAGCAGAGACGGAACCGAACAACAUUUACCGCGGAGCAGCUCCGAGAACUAGAGGCGGUAUUCACGCACACACACUACCCUGAUUGUACGCUCCGAGAACAGAUUGCCGAGAAAGUAGAACUCACAGAGGCAAGAGUACAGGUUUGGUUCCAGAACCGGAGAGCGAAAUGGAGAAAACAAGAAAAGAAUAUAGUACGCAUGUUUGAUGUUUGGAGAAAUCGCAUUGAACCAUACCACGUGGCACCACCCGCGUUCUCUCCAGUUGGUUAUAGUCCUUCAGCAUUCACUUCCGUCCGCAGCAGCAUGUUUCCAUGGUUACCAAGACUUCCUCUAAGUUUCCCACCAGUCCUUCCACUUCCGGCUUUUCUACCGGAAGCCACGGCAGCAUUUACAGGUGAAAUGCCCCAACUUUCGUCAGUCAAACAAAACCUGGACAUAUCACAGCGCAAACAUUUUGAAUCCUACGCGCGGGACUACUUACAUAGAUUCACAACAGAAAACAGGGACCGAUACGCCAGGGAACAGCUGCACAGACGAUCACCGCACGUGCAUUCGACAACGUCAUCACCUCCGACAAGAUUAUGAACAAUUUGAUUUUCUCUUUGAAUUUAAAUAUAAAUGAACUAUGCAAAUCAUUUUCAAAUCAAUACAUUUUCAUAUUCGCGUUUGUUUUAGAGACAACUGGUAUAAAUUUGUGCACAGCACAAUUUUAACCAAUUCUGAGUCUUGUAAGUUAGGAGUUGAUAUCUAAAUGUCAAGUGACAUGAUAUCAACAGAAUCAAAAUGUAGAUCAACUUUAUAUAGUUAUUCAUAAUAUAUAUAUACUGUAUAGUUAAACUGCUUUAUAAAAUCAGAUCUGUCCUUUUUUGCCGAAUAUCUGAGUAUAGUUGUUGCGAGAAAUAGUAAAAUUAUCUUCAUUUCUCAAUAAGACAUUAUAAAAAAUGAUUUAGUUAUCUUAUUUAAGAAAGCCAAGACGAAAUAAAGGGAAAUUACUCACACAUACUCAUAUCACAGACAUUUGACACUUGAGUUUAGCUAUUUAACAAUAACACUAGUUAAAAUAAGACCGGUCCGAAACCUGAUCGGCCUGUUUACACUAUAUCAGAGACGUAUAAUUAUACGUCUCUGACUAUAUCAACCAGGUUCCGGACCGAAUAUUUUUUAAUAACUUUCAUUUUUUUCCCCUUAUGGCUAAAAUCAAGUACAUGUACCUGUGCUCAUAUAUACUUUGAUACAUAAAUUCACGUGACCCACUACAGCAAACUAUCACUCCAGCAUCAUCAACUUAACAUUUAUUUUGAUCGCAUUCUUCAUACCGAAGUGCGAUUGCCUUGUCUUUGAAUUAGGUUAAGCAAACAAAUACCAUAACAAGACAAACCUUGACGACACGAGGUGUUUAAUGCAAACAGGGCAAAUGUUGUGUGAAAAUGUGUUCACGUGCGUGGUACAUGUCAUCUAGCUUAAAAUAGACAUAUCAAUUUGAUGUGUUUUAUUGUAGUGUCUUAAGCCUGGAUUAUCGGAAGCUUGUUAAUCAUUGAAGCGCUAAAAUGGGAUCUCGUUAUUACGGACAUUUUCAAACAAAAUUCUCUGUUUUUCUGUCAACCGGAGUGCGGGUUACAGGGGUUAAAUAAUGUCAAAUCGAGAUAACAGAGGUAAAUCAGAAUCUGGAUUAACGGGACUUUUUUUUUUUUUUUUUUUUUUUUUUAUCAAAAUAGCGAUUUUACAUUAGAAUCUCAAUAACCCAGGUUGUUUUCUUCAGAAUCUGGAUUUCCAUAUAUCGAUUUUGACUUCAAAUGAAAACGUUUUGUCAUUACCAAGUCUUAGUCAGUUUUGAAUGAUUGAAAUGUGUAUCGUUUAAUGACUGAAUAACGUGUGUUAUUCUCAAUCAGGAACCUACGGCACUUUCCGUAGAUUUUCUUGUUUACGGAAAGUGCCGACGGUUCCCGAUUGGCGUUUCUUUCACAAUAAUGUGUUUUCGAUGUACUAUGCAAGUAUUAUAUUAUGUGACUUUGAAAUCGUAUUUGUUUGACUUCUUUGUAAAAUAAAACAUAUGUAAAUACGAUUUAAUUGACCAUUUUGGGUUUCUUUUUCUUUUUUUCUACCGAGUAGUUCGG